This is a messenger RNA of Bactrocera oleae (olive fruit fly), 4750 nucleotides long. The record is from RefSeq and is a predicted model, not a curated record. NCBI's taxonomy places the organism in Eukaryota, Metazoa, Arthropoda, Insecta, Diptera, Tephritidae.
GUUAUUAAUUAUUGAGUCGUAAGCCCGGACAAGUCCUCUCUUAAACAUACUACGAGUACAUAUUUAGAUGCAAAUACAUAUCUCCAAUGCAGCUAAAGCAUAAAUUGCAAACAUAUCUUCAUUUUUAAAAACAUAAACAGUUAUAAGCGCAACAGUGAAUACUCAAAAAAGUAGCAGUUUAAGUGUUAAAAAACGAUCUACAACCAAUUAAAUAUUUAUUUAUAAACAAAGAACUCAGCACAACAACAAAAUGCGACUGUUAAUAUUCAUUUUAGCCUGUUUGGCACCCUACAUUAAUGCAUAUCAUGUGUCAGCCGCCACAGCGGGCGUGUCCUUCAUGAAUGAAAACUAUCUGGACCAUCGUGUGUCACAAGCGUUCAACACACAGAAUGCAGGUUCGAAGGCAUUGAGCAAUCGGCGCAUGUACGGCAUGUGUCCGCCACACUUCCAACGUGUCGGCUCCGAAUGCUAUUCGCUGCUGCCACAGGCCAGCAGCUGGCUGGAGGCGCAUUUCUUCUGCAAAGACAAGAAUGCGAAAUUGGCAGAACCACAGUAUAGAGCCGAUCGGAAAUUGCGCGUUUUCCUCAAAAAAUACGAUGCACAGCGUGAAUUAACUGGUCCCAUUUGGAUUGGCGCCACCUACGAUUGGCAGAGUAAUGUGUGGCAGUGGAGCAUUAGCGGCAAGAAUUUAACAUAUGACUCCUUCAGUCGCAUGGAACCUGAGAUCAGACAGAACCUGGAAAAUCAUUGUGCUGUGUAUGACCCAAAUCUAGAUUACAGAUGGUCUGCUCGCCCCUGUCCGGAAAGAUUCCGUUUUAUCUGUCAACAUAAAAUGCCAAAAGUCAGCGAGAAGAAUCGUGGCAAGGUGUAUACGCGUUGGAAUGCCACCUAUCCCAAUGAGUAUGCGAACGAAGUCAUAUUGGAAGUGAUGGAUCAGCCGGCCAAAAAUGGACGCAGAUCCAAUGUCAUCGUAAAGGCUGACGGCAGUGACGAACAGAUCGUACUUCCGAAGUCACGCGGCAGAGCCGGACACAAUCGCGGACGCACAGGACGUCGUCCAAACCGACCAACCACAAUCCAUCCGAACGAUAUCGAUGCACAAGCGACUUCGAACUCGCCAACAACCUUGGUACAUUACAACGAAAUACCGGUGCCGGUUACAGCAACACCCAAUCGGGCGCGAACCGGCCAAAAGCAAAUGCCGCAUGAUCGUGUCGUAUGGCGACAACGGCAAAAGGAGAAGCGUCGCAUGGAACGCAAGAAACAGCGCGCGCAGCAAAUGCAGAAGGAGAAGGAACGCGAAUGGAAGGAACAACGGAUGCGCAUACUGGCAAAUCAAGAGCGUGAACGACAACGUCACCUGCGGGAACAAGAACAACAAGACCAACAACCGAAAUCAUACGAACAAACCGAACAACCGCGACGGGAACUGGAUGAGCUGCGGCAACGUGAAGCCAUCGAUCUGGAACGUCAACGUCAGCAGCAGUUGGCCGAAGCCGAAGAAAAACGACGCGAAUAUGAAAGUCGACAUCAAGAAUUGGAAGCGAUGAAGAAGAAACUUGCCGAAGAGAAGAAGGAACGCGACGACGAAUAUACUAGCGCGGAGCGCAUACGACAGGAGCGUAUAGAUCGACAGAGAGAACGCGAAGAAAAGGAGCGCAAGGAACGUGAAGAGCAAAUGAAAAAAGAGCAGGAAGAACGCGCCAAAGAAGAAGCUAAACGUGAACAAGAACGACUGGAGAUGGAGAAGCGACAGCUCGAGGAAUAUGAAGAACGUUUGAAGCAAGCGCGCGAUGAACGUGAACGCCAACUGCACGAACAGCAGGAACGUAAGCGCCAAGAGGACUUGGCCAACCGACGACGUUUGGAGGAAGAAGAGAAGCAGCGGCAAGAAGAUAUUAAACGACAAUUGGAGGAAGAAGAAAAGCGCUUGAAACUGGAACAGCUAGAAGACGCACGCAAGCUGGAGCGACAGGAACUCGAACGACUUGCGGAAGAAAAUCGACGACGCGAAGAGAAGCUACGCCAGCGGCAGGAAGAGAUCGCCCGGCGCGAAGAGGAACAGCGUAAAAUAGAAGAAGAAGAGGAACGCAUAAAGAAGGAACUGGAGGAGGCGGAAGAACGACGCAAAGCGGAACACGAAGCGCAAAUCAAACUGGAGGAAGAAGCGCUUAAGGCGCGUGCCGAAGCGGAACAAAAAGCUGCCGAGGAGGAGAAACGUAAACGUCUAGAGCGUUUCGAUGCAUUGAAAAAGCAAGACGACGAACGCCUGCGCCAAGAGGAGAAAGAGAAGAAGCGCAAAUAUGCAGAGCGUUUGUCACGCCUACCGCCGGAAGAUCAACGCAAAUUCUUUGAGAUGCGCAAACGACGAAAGGCCAAGAAGACACAGGAAUUGCUGCAACAAAAACAGACAGCCAAUGGCGGCAACGAGGCAUAUGAGAAAGAGUAGAGGAGAGGCGGGGUAGAAAUUCAACAAAUCAAAUUGGAUAUUAGAAUUUAACGGAAUAUAACGGUUGAGUGGUAAAACAUAUGUUUUGUUUUUUUUUUUUUUGGUAAGACACUCAAAGCUCCACCAAUCAGUCGACUGUAUUUAUAUUUGUUUUGCUUGAUCCCCGCAACUUCAUGCGAAAUAUUAUUUAAUUAAAAUAAGUCAUAAGCAUAAAUAUUUUUUUUAUAAAUUUAAGUCGUUGCUGCCAUUAAUUCACUUCAAUAGGUGUACUUGUAAACGCUCAAUAUUGUUUUUUAGCUCCUUACAAGUUUGCCAUUUUAUAUUUUCACAUACACAUAGGUAACAUAUGCAUACAUACAUAUGUGUGUGCGUGAGUGUAUAAAUAUGAAAUUGAAAAAAAUAACUGAAAAUUGGUUUAAACAAAAUUAUCGCUAAGGCACUUUAUAGUAUUAGCUUUAGUAGCACACGAGCGGCGCUCCAGUGACUUCGUCUACUGCUCAGCAGCUGUGCUAGCUACGCUCGAUUGUAAAUUAUUAUUAAUUUAUAAGUGGACAACAGGCAGCCGAAGAGGAUUAAAAAAAUUAAAGAAAUAAUUGAAAAUGAAUAAAAUAAAGAAAAAUAGCAGAAACCGUUUUGUUUGUAUAAACAUACAUAUGUAUAUGUAUAAAUAGCAGCACGUAUGUGUCUGUUGUAAAGUGGAAAAAGAGUUUUAUCGCAAUGUAACUGUAGUUUAUAAACAAUUAUAAUUAUAUAAAAGCAAUAGACUUAACCACACUUUAUUGUUAAAGUUAUGUGAAAGCACAUUUAAAAAUUAUAAACUGUUUAAUUGAAUUAAAUUAAAAUUAAAUUUAAAAUAUUUAAAAAAAAAAUUUUAAAAGUUGUUGAAAAUUAAAUUUAAACAAUUUUAAACUAAAUUUUAAUUAAUUCUUUAGUUUUGAAAAAUUUUAAGAUCAAUUUAUUUAAUAAUUAAAAAUUUCAAAAAAACUUUUAAUAACUUUUUUAAUUUAAAAUUAUGUUUUAAUAAAAUAUAUUAAAUUUUAAAUUUUAAUUUUUACUAAUUUAAUAUUAAUUUUUUUAUUAUUAAAAAUUUUAAAUUUUUAUUAAUUAACAGAGUUUAUAUUGUAUGAAACUUUUUAAUUUUUAAAAAUUUAAAAUUAUUUUUGACAAUUUAAUUAAUUUUUUACUUUUUAAUAUUUAUUUUUUUUUUAUUUUUCAAAAUUUUAAUAAAAUUUUUAUUAUUACUUUAAUUUUUAAUAACAUAAACUGAAUUUAUUUUAAUUUUUUGAGAUUUAAAAAUUUUUUUUGUUAUUGCUCAACUUUUAAAUAUAUAAAAAAAUUAAUUUUAAAAAAUUUUAAAUUGAUUUUUUGUUAAUUUUCAAAUUCUAAAUAUUUAAAAAGAAAAUUGUAUUUUAAAAAUUUAAAAAUAAAUUUUCAUUAACCAACUUUAGCCCUAAAAGUCUUAAAUAAUACUUUAAAGCAAUUUUACAUACAAACAAAAUACAUAAAUCAUUAAGAAAUUGUAAAAAAGGAACAACAAAUAAAGCAGAAAUAAAAAACUAUAUGCAACAGCAAAGAUUUAUAGCAAAAGGAACAGUAAUAUCAAAAUUUUUAAAGCAAAAACAUUUCGUUACAAAGCUAAAUAAAAAUUCACAAAAAUGUUAAGCAUAUUAAAUGAGUCUAAAAAUCACUUAAUAUAAGACACUUUUUCCGCACAAAAAAAAUAAAAUAUAUUAUAAGUAUAAGAAAAAUUAUAUAUAAACUAAUUUAAAACAUAUUUAGCGCUAAAAAUAUACUUUUUGAAGCUCUAACUUCAUAAAAAAUAUAUAAACUACUAAUAUAAGCCUUUUGUAUUUUUAAUUUUAAAACAAUAAAAUUAUAAAAAUGUUGUUUAAAUAAGUUAAAUAAACACUACAAGUUACAACUUGCUCUUAACAAAUAUUAAAUUGAUUUUUAAUUUUCAUUGUUAAUAAAAAGCAACUUUAAACCAUAUUAAAACAAUUUUUUUUUUUAACUUUUUUGUUUUUUGAAAAUUUAACAACUUGUUGUAAACGAUUUCGUAUGCAAUCGUCUCUUACAAUAGAAAUAUUUGUACAUAAAAGCAUAUAGUAUACACAAAUACAUAUGUAUAUAUAAGUACAUGAAACAAAGUACAUACAAUUCAUGCUUAUGUAAACCGAUUCGAAAUGUGCAAGAAAACUAAAUGCAAUUUUCAUCUAAUUAUUACCUCACAGUAUGUUUUUCGUCUUGAUAUUGUAGUAUAAACGAGUAUAUGAAUAAAUGAAAACGAGCACAUAAUGAAAA